This is a messenger RNA of Aspergillus brunneoviolaceus CBS 621.78, 946 nucleotides long. RefSeq lists its product as uncharacterized. NCBI's taxonomy places the organism in Eukaryota, Fungi, Ascomycota, Eurotiomycetes, Eurotiales, Aspergillaceae. The transcript has 2 exons. Bases 172 to 828 code for a protein of 218 amino acids. The record is from RefSeq and is a predicted model, not a curated record.
GACUAUUAUUCUGGAAGGUGGUCAGAGAGUUAAGAUAGAUAUUGCGUUGCGACGGCUAUAGAUGAGAGCGCAAGUUCCACAGACCACUACUAACACCAUCUACCUCUCCAGGUCCAACCUCUCCUCCCCAAAGAUAGAGUCCUCGACUGCCGUCGCCGCUACUUCUCCCAUAUGGCCCCCUCCGGCCUCCUCAGGGACGGCUCAGACCCCGUGGAGGGCAUCUUCAGCGACAAGGACACCCGGAAGUUCCUUCCCCCAGGAAACCUCCGACGACUCUUCGGUCUCCAGAACGACGCAGAGUCCGACCAAUACCUGGAGCUGAUAAUCAGCGCCCACGAGGCACCCUUCUACCUCGACUUCUGCACGACCGAGGAACUUCGCGCCUUCAUCCGGAAGUUCACCGGCUGGCGGGACAUCACCAUGCUGCAGCGCACGAUGCUCCGCGCUUUUGUGCCCGACAGCGAGCUGACCCCCGUACACUUUGAUCAGAUGUAUCUUCGUGCUGGUCCGCCCACCAGUCUGACGGCGUGGGUGCCGAUCGGGGAUGUCUCGCUGGAGGCUGGCGGGCUGAUGUACUCGGAGAAGUCGACGGAUUUUGGGCAUAGAACGGAGGCCAAGUUCGGUCGAAAUGCGGGGAGUUUAACCGAUGAGGAACGUGUGUCGGCGUUCAAUGAGAACAUGAACGAUGGCGGCUUUCUGAGUCGCGAUACGGUCGCCUACGGCAAGGGAGAGGAUCGGAAGUGGUUAAUCACGGAGUAUGAGGACGGAGAUGUCAUCUUUCAUGAUCCGUUUCUAGUGCAUGCAAGUUGCAAGAAUAAAGGAUCCUGAGAGAAGGAUUCGUUUGGCCACGGAUUUGAGGUUCGUGGAUGCGAAUCAGGCGUACGAUCAGCGGUGGACGAAAGUCUGGAGACCACUCGAUGGUUUGUAGUAUGUCUGGAGACCACUC